AUGGCAGAGGAGCUCGAGAGUAAAAUACCUCUUCUGGCUGAAAAACAAAACCAAGCUUCUCCUUCAGAGACCACUCAAAAACGAACCUCACUACUCGAGAGGGUUACAACAACGAUAUUCCAGAAUCUAUUGCCAAUCAGCCUGGUUGUCUUCGUAAUAUUAGGAAUUUUGGUUCCACAACCUGGCGUUUUCUUCAGCAAACUACCGACCAAUUAUGUUUGUGUCAUAGGUAUAUUCCUUCAUAGUGGACUCAAACUUAAAACAGAAGAAGUGAAAGAUGCUUUGAAAUCUUUCAAGGCUAUGAUCUGGGGAGUCGUUUGUAUCUUGUUUAUUACACCAGUUAUUGGCGGUCAUCUUACAGCCUUGCUUCCUUACACUGAGACAAGCGAUCAGAGCGGAAAAAACUCUACAAAUAGUUCUUUAUCUAAUGAGGAACACGCAGAGGGUAGUUCCAUACUUGGCCCAGCUUUAUUUCAGGUGGGAAUGCAGAUUUACUUCAUCGCUCCUUGUUCUAUUUCGUCGGGGAUUAUGUUGACAGCUCAAGCUGGGGGUGCCGUAGCAUUGUCUGUACUGCUCACAGUGUUUUGUAAUUUGGCAGCUGUAUUCACUGUGCCUCCUCUUGUGGCUUGGAUAAUAAAUUUUGAGAAUGUCCGACUGGAUCCUGUUAAACUUUUGAUUAAGUUGGUGCUGACUGUUCUUCUUCCAUUAUUGGUUGGCAAAGGACUGAGUUACAUAACACGCGUGAAGACAUUUGUCACGAAAUACUCCAACACACUGAAAGCCGUAAGCAUCAUACUGUUAGCAAUGAUUCCAUGGUUAAAGGUCAGCCGAGCAAGUGUUCAAAAAGCCUUCAGUAUGAUCUCUAUUUGGAGUAUUUUUGCUGUACUUGGAUGGGGCUUAGCAAUGCACUUACUCUUCAUUAUUGUUAUUCUUCUUCCAUGUUUUGCCUUGAAACUGGAAAAAUCUGCUUUGAAGUCAGUUGUCAUCCUGGCUAGUCAAAAAACUCUGGCCAUUGCCGUAACAAUAUGUUGUUAUCUUCCAUUUACACAAGCUGAGCAAGGCCUUAUUAGCUUACCUCUAAUUAUUAUUCACAUUGGAAUCCUAGUGUCUGAUUCAGUGUGGGCAUCCUGGUGGUUUGCACGGGAUGCAAAAAAAGAAAAAGAGAAAAUUGAGAAAGCUGAAAAAAUUUUACGAAAUGAUAACACUGAUAAUUCAUUUCAAAUAUCACAUGAUCAUUCAUGAGGAAAUUAUGCUUGGCAUAGCAUGAUUGUGCGAAUUAGCUAACAUUAACGGGCCUCUCUGCAAGUAUAUAUAUUUUUGUAUACUUGUUAUUUUUAUCAUUUUUGUUAAAAUUUUCUUGUUCUUAUUUGGCCAAAGGUAAAUGGA
Pocillopora damicornis (cauliflower coral) is the source of this 1386-nucleotide messenger RNA. RefSeq lists its product as uncharacterized. The record is from RefSeq and is a predicted model, not a curated record. Lineage: Eukaryota; Metazoa; Cnidaria; Anthozoa; Scleractinia; Pocilloporidae.